CCUCCCGGAUGUAUACAGAUUCCUGCCCUUGAUGCUCACUUCUUCUCGUCUGUACGACACCAUGCGUCUACGCUUUCAUCCCUGAAUCGUGGAGAUGCCAUUGAGAUACAAGGAUCGGCUGGUUCAGGGAAAAGCCACUUGCUCUACCAUUUGCUCAUUACAUGUCUUAUUCCCAUCCUCCAUUCAGGCGUGGAACUAGGGGGCUGGGGAAAAGCUGCUAUUCUCUUUGACGCGGAUGACACUUUCGAUAUCCUGCGGCUUCGUCAACUCAUGGUGUCACGCAUCGCACGUACGCUUACGGGACAAGCAUCCACGGCACCACCUUUGAGCGAUACCACCGUCAGGAGUGCGGAAGAGGUCGCCGAUCCAUGCCUCCAUAACCUCCACAUUUUUAAGCCAACGUCCUCGCUUCAGUUGGCCGCGAGUAUCUUGCAUCUGCCCGCCUACCACGCCAAGCAUAUGCAAGACUCCGAGAUCGGGCUGGUCGUAAUCGACUCACUGAGCGCAUUCUACUGGUUGGAUCGAUACAGUGCGGAGCAGGCGCGCACAUCCGCUCGAUCCUCUACUCGGCCUUCUGCAAGCCCGCUGUCUUAUGUUUUGUUGGCCCUGCAACAUCUCCGCUUGUCACACGGUCCGGUCAUUGCCUACAGCAACUGGGGGCUGCAGCCCGUCUCGACCACGCAGAGUUAUGGACAGAAUCAGGGGGUAUCCUUGUAUAAACAACACCUGCACCCUCUUCAGUCGCCUUUCCUAGACCCUUCUAAUGAUACUUUCGGUCCGAGCUCUGGGACGACUACCCCAACACUGCCCCUGACGCAUCAUAUCACUCUGCCAUUCGUUCCUAUUCCCCCCUUUCCUCCCGAUAUCUCUCUUGCUGAUGCUCGGGAUCAGGAAGAGAAGUAUAGACGGCAGAUAAUUGAUAAGGGAGAGAUUAUGGCUAUUGCGAGGACAGUCGGUAGUCCGCUCAGUAGCAAGUUUAUCUUCACCAUCUCAAAGGAGACGGAUCCAGCGUCAGAACGCCCUGGCGCAUAA
Gloeophyllum trabeum ATCC 11539 is the source of this 1032-nucleotide messenger RNA. RefSeq lists its product as uncharacterized. Gene Ontology annotation, cellular component: centrosome; replication fork; Rad51B-Rad51C-Rad51D-XRCC2 complex. NCBI's taxonomy places the organism in Eukaryota, Fungi, Basidiomycota, Agaricomycetes, Gloeophyllales, Gloeophyllaceae. Gene Ontology annotation, biological process: DNA strand invasion; double-strand break repair via homologous recombination. The transcript has a single exon. Gene Ontology annotation, molecular function: four-way junction DNA binding. The record is from RefSeq and is a predicted model, not a curated record. The annotation marks the transcript as partial.